CACGCUGUCAGCUCGGUGUGGAGGGAAAGGAGAAAGCCUGGAGAGGGAGAGGGGGGAACCUAGGCCGGACCAGGAAAGAGAGAGGAGGGCGGUAGACAGGCAGGCCUAGGCCUAGGCCGGAGCAGGCGACAGAGAGAGACCGAGGACGGAGGGGGGCGGUCCCCGAGCCAGGCCAGGAGAGUAGCGGCGGCUCGAUCCGAGCCCCGGCCUGCGAGACGCCGAGCUGCGGCCUACCUCGGAAGCCGGUUCGAUGGGGAAGAAGACGCGGAUCAAUCUGCCACAGAGCCGGCGACGCCCCAUCUUACAGCUGGAGCCUGGCCACAGGAAGGAGGAGCGCGGCUCGGGCUCCGAGGAUGAACAAGAGGAUGCAUCUGAUCAAUUAUUUGUUAAUUCGAGUUCAAACAGUACAGAUAAUGGAACAGCAAAGGAACCUGCAGUCCGGACUACAGGUGGGUUGGGCUUACUCGGAGCCUACACAGACAGCGAGGAUGAAGAUGGUCCUGACACUGAGCCACAAGAGGCAGAGCCACCGACUGGCAAACCUGCAGAUAUCGACAGCACGUUGGCGAACUUCAUGGCGGAGAUUGAUGCAAUUACAGCACCCAUGCCUGUCUCUGAAUCAGUGGCUACUCCCACUGAGACGCCACUGCCAGCACCCACACCACCACGACCAGAACCCACUGCUCAGAAAGCUGCAAACAACCAUAAAAGCAGUGAAGUGAAUGCAACAGUGGAAGGCAGUCACGUGGGAACUGAUUGGCACUACGAUACACAGUACUCACUUGCUGGAGUUAAUGUGGAUAUGGGUGACUGGCAGGAGGUGUGGGAUGAGAAUACUGGCUGCUACUAUUAUUGGAAUGUUCAAACUAAUGAAGUGACAUGGGAGCUGCCCCUCUACCUGGCUGCUCAACUCCAAGGGCUCCAUUACCAACACAGCUCCAUGACCCUGUCCGCUGGCGAGGUGGAGAGUAGUUAUCAGCACACAGGCGUCUAUCACCAUGACCAAACUGUGACAAAGCCAGAUGGCAGAAACCUGAAGAAGAAGGAAGUUAACGAGAGCGUGUUUGCACUGGCCAGUGAGAAGGAGGAACGUUCUGGUGUGGCUGCGUCUCUGUUGGCUCCACUCAUCCCUGAGGAGGUGAAGAAGGCUGAGGAGAAGUGGCGGAAGAAAAUAAUUUGCCAGGAGGAAGAAGGUGCUGAGGAGGACAGUAACAAGAACAGCAGCAUCAUACCUGCACAAGAAGCAGCUCAAGAGGAUCGUCCAAGUUUGAACAUUGGCCUGGAGAGCACAGAGGAAGAGGAGGCUGUGGAGAAAGAAGAGGAGGAGGAGUAUACCCGGGAAUUGGAAUUGGUACUGGAGAGAAAGAAGGCAGAGUUGCGUGCACUGGAGGAGGGCGAUGCCAGUUUGACUGGCUCUAGCCCUCGCUCUGAUUGCAGCCAGACAUUAGCACAGGAGGGACAGGUGUCUGAGAACAGCAAACAUGUCCACAGGAAAGGGAAGUGGCAGGCACUGGUUCGUACCUUCAGUCCCGAGUCUACCAGCCAUACUUCGGAUAACCUGGAGCAAGAAACCACCCCAGAGGAAGCGCACCGUCCUGAAACUGUUCCUGAAAAGCCGGGCGUCGAUCCUGAGGAGAGUGACAUGGAUCUUGAAGGACCUGCAGAAAAGCAAGUAGCUGCACCAAAACUACCACCAGAAGAGAAGGAUGACCGGGGUGAACUAAAGUUUCAGAUCGCUGAAUUGGCAAACACACUCUCCAGUAAACUGGAAUUCUUGGGAAUUAACAGGCACUCUAUCUCCAACUUCCACUUCCUGCUGCUCCAGAUUGAGACUCGAAUAUCAGACUGGCGAGAAGGAGCAUUGAAUGGCCAAUACCUGAAACGUAAACUGCAGGAAGCUGAUUUACAGAUUAAACACUAUGAAUCUAAUGCAUCCCCAAAAGGCUGGUCCUGCCAUUGGGACAGGGAGCACCGGCGCUAUUUCUAUCUCAAUGAGCAGACGGGCCAAUCACAGUGGGAGUUCCCUGAUGUGGAUGAGGAGGAUGAAACGGCUGAGUGUGCCUUGAGCCUGAAUGCUGGCAAGAGCGUGUUCUCUCCCAACGCUCCAGUGAAAGAAAUGACUGCCUCAAUAGGUGAUCCGACAGGUACGAUGCAUACAGAGCUAUGUGCCAGCCAGGUUGCAGUUUGUCAGCCAAAUAACACUGCUGUAAAAAGCAGCGUCCAACCUCCUCUCCCUCCUCUUCCUCCUCUCCCAUUGGAUCUUCCUCCUCCGCCUCCACCUCCACCUUCCUCUCCUCCCCCACUGCCACCGCCACCACCACCGCCACCGCCUCCCAGUGAUGAUGGGGAUAUACAGGAAGUGGAGAUGGAAGUGGAGAGUAAGGAGCCACCAGCACCGGGAACAGAAGAAGAUUGUUUGGAAAGAUCCCUUCUUAACAUCAUUCCAGUGACAGCAGUUCAACCUCCAGCAGCAAAGAAGAGUAACUCUGCUUCGAACACAAGUAUUAACUUACCAGCUUCAUGUCAGACUGCAAAAGGCAGCAAGAGGAAGGCGGCACUGCUGACGGCUGCACCUGUACCUCGUAACAUCACCAUUGGGAGCAGUCCUGUCCUGUACACUCAGUCAUCCAUGAUUGCAGGUCCCCAGCUGCUGGCCACGAUGGUACCCAUUCGUCCAAUGCACCAGCCUGUACCUGCGCCAACACCCCCUCUAUUGCCCAUGCUGACCAGACCAGUGCAGAUGCCGCAUCAUAUUCCUCAACGCCAAGUACCAGUUGCCCAGGCAAACCCACCACUCCCUAAGGUGCCAGAAGUGCUGCCAACUAACACGGUGACUCAAGCAGUGGAAAAGAGCAGAAAAGUGAAGAAAGACAAGAAUAAGAAAAGCAAAAUGAAGAUGCCAUCAUUGGUGAAGAAGUGGCAGAGCAUUCAGCGGGAGUUAGAUGACGAUGAGCACUCGAGCUCCAGUGAGGAUGAACAGAGAGCGAUUCUGGCUCAAAAGCGAAUUGAGGAAUGGAAGCAGCAGCAGCUUCUCAGGUGAGUGCUGUGCGCUAGG
This is a messenger RNA of Chiloscyllium plagiosum (whitespotted bambooshark), 3055 nucleotides long. NCBI's taxonomy places the organism in Eukaryota, Metazoa, Chordata, Chondrichthyes, Orectolobiformes, Hemiscylliidae. The record is from RefSeq and is a predicted model, not a curated record.